This is a messenger RNA of Sclerotinia sclerotiorum 1980 UF-70, 1641 nucleotides long. RefSeq lists its product as hypothetical. The coding region runs from base 1 to 1641 and encodes 546 amino acids. Gene Ontology annotation, cellular component: nucleus. Gene Ontology annotation, molecular function: DNA binding. The transcript has a single exon. Lineage: Eukaryota; Fungi; Ascomycota; Leotiomycetes; Helotiales; Sclerotiniaceae. The record is from RefSeq and is a predicted model, not a curated record.
AUGCAAUCGAAUAAUAAAGAAGCUCAAAUACUCUUAGCUAUCGAAGCUAUUCGAAAAGAUAAAAAAUUAAGCAUUCGGAAGGCUGCAAAGCUAUAUAAUAUAUCGCAUACAACACUUAUCCGCAGAAUGAAUGGUUUAACCCCUCGUACGGAAUUUCGACCAAAAAGCCAUAAUUUGACUGAUUUGGAAGAGGAAGUACUUAUUCAAUAUAUACUCGACAUGGACGAGAGAGGAUUUAGUCCUCGAAUAAGUGAUGUGGAAGAUAUGGCGAAUUAUAUACUCGAAACGCGGGGUGUGAAGAAGGUUGGAAAGCUCUGGGCUCAUCGCUUUGUGAAACGACAUACAGAAUUAAAGACGCGUUUUAAUCGCGUUUAUGAUUUUCAAAGAGCUCUCUGCGAAGAUUCAGAGCUUAUUGAAAGAUGGUUUCGAUUGGUAUCGAAUAUGCGGGCCAAAUAUGGUAUUCUGGACUGCGAUUUCUACAACUUCGAUGAGACAGGUUUUAUGAUGGGACAAAUAUCAUCACAUAUAGUAGUUACUAAAGCUGAUCGAUAUGGAAGAAGCAAAGCUAUACAACCAGGCAAUCGGGAAUGGGCUACAGCGAUUAUUUGUGUUGAUGGAGAAGGUCACAAUAUACCUCCGUUUUUGAUAGUAAAAGGCGAAUACCACCUCUCAAAUUGGUAUAUCGAAGGCGAUUUACCAUACGAUUGGCUUAUUAAACCUACUACCAAUGGAUGGACAGAUAAUGAGACAGGUCUUGAAUGGAUUAAGCACUUCAACAAACAUACUGAAAGUAGGAAAGUGGGUAGAUAUCGAAUGCUAGUGCUUGAUGGGCAUGAAAGUCAUAAAUCACCAGCAUUUCAGAAAUACUGCAAGGAACACAAUAUUAUAUUACUUAGUUUACCACCUCACUCUUCGCAUUUAACUCAACCACUUGAUAUCAGUUGUUUUGGUCCUUUAAAGCGUUCAUAUAGUCGACAAAUCGAGAACUUUAUCAAGGCGCAUAUCACUCAUAUUACCAAAACCGAGUUCUUUCAAGCCUUCAAAGCUGCAUAUAUCGAAGCAAUAUCUAUAUCGAAUGGUAAAGCUGGGUUCCGCGGAGCUGGGCUAAUCCCAUUUAAUCCGGAAAUUGUACUUUCAAAGCUAGAUAUUCGAAUAAGAACUCCAUCAAAUAGAUCAAUAUCAGCCGAUCCUGAUAUAUGGCAAUCUCAAACACCUCACAAUCCAACUGAAGCUCUCUCUCAAUCUACUUUAGUGAAAAGUCGUAUUGCUCGGCAUCAAGGGAGCUCACCUACUCCAAUAUUUGAAACAGUUGCAGCUUUAGCUAAGGGUACAGAGCUCCUAGCUUAUACAAAUACGCUUUUAACUGCUGAGAUUCAUAAUCUCCGUAAAGCAAAUGAAGCACUUAGUAAAUGUCGAAGAGUUAAGAAAGCUUUAAUACGAAAAGGAGGAGCACUUUCAGUAGGGAAUGGGCAUGAUAUAUUAGAGCAAGAGAAUGUAGAUGAUCAGAUACGACGCGACGAAUAUACAAAUGAUGAUUCUUCAACAAGAAGGCAAGCUACUAUACGACGAUGUAGCAAAUGCGGUAGUACUUCACAUAAUGCACGAACUUGUCAAUUAGAUCCAGCAUUAACUGAUCCUUAG